Messenger RNA from Cheilinus undulatus (humphead wrasse), 3641 nucleotides. It is a transcript of the gene tango6, whose product is annotated as transport and golgi organization 6 homolog (Drosophila). Bases 116 to 3397 code for a protein of 1093 amino acids. The transcript is spliced from 18 exons. Gene Ontology annotation, biological process: protein secretion. The record is from RefSeq and is a predicted model, not a curated record. NCBI's taxonomy places the organism in Eukaryota, Metazoa, Chordata, Actinopteri, Labriformes, Labridae.
AACAUCAACGUUACAGAAACUCAUGGCAUGUCAACAGGAAUUGUGAACGAAUUAUGAAGUAACUAGAUUUGUGAAUAAAAUCAAGACGUCUUUUUUAUUUACCUAUAAUGAAGACAUGACGUCAGUAAUUCUCUCUGCGGUUGAUAUCCUCACCAAACCUCUGGGUGAUGGGUCCAGGCCAAAUGCUCAGUCCUCCCACCAAGAGGCUCUUCUGGAGGUGCUACAAGCCAACAGAGACCUCCUCCUGGAGCGGCUUAACAAUGACACCAUCUUCCAGGAGGUGAGAAGGCUGAGAGAGGAGGUGAUGGCAGAGGCAGACUGGUUCUCCACUGACACUGAGGACACAGUAUGGGCCUUUGUUCAGGAGUGUCUCCUCCUGUUUCUCACCUUAGCUCGACACAUCUCUGUUGAACUUGAGCUUUUCAAGCAGACGCCUCCUCCCUCUGCAGCAAAACAACGCACAGCAGAGAUGGCUCCUCCUCUCCCCCCUGACGUCCUCAGUGUGAGCCAGCAGAAGUCCCUCGGAGCUGCUCUUCAGUUUGUGGUUUCUUUGGGGCUCUGUCCCUACCUUGCUCCUGGAGUGGGUGUGCCUUUAGGCUGCAGGUCGUCGUUUGGUGCCACAGUGGAAAAACUCGUCUGCAGAGGGACAGUUGUAGGAAGAAAACGGCGCCUUCUUACCACCACAAUGGUGCUCUUAAAGCUGGCAGAGCUAUCCUCUCUCGCCACACUGGUGUUCACGCGACAUCUGGGGGAUGUGAUGGCUGCACUGUGCCAACUCGGCUAUCAACCACAGAGGGCAGAGGGAGGCACAGAGGAGGAGAAGGAUCUCAGUGCUGAGGAACGUCAGACUUGCAAGGAGACACUAAAAAGCCUUCUGGGAAAAGUUUACCAGCCAAUUGUAAUCAAGGAGCUGCUGAUCCUACAAGGUGGACCCAAACAGUCUCCUACUGUUGGGGUUUCCAGUGGUUCAGGCAGCAGGACAGCUCUGGGAUCAGCUCCCGCCUGGCUGAGGCGUCUCUGUGGUCAGCUGCUCUCUGAGCGCCUGAUGCAGCCAAACGGCGUCCAGGCCGUGGUCAGAGCCGUACUGGGAGGAGGAACAGGGGGCGAGUCAGACUGGAAGAAAUGUGAAUGUGUGGCUCGGAUCCUGGUGACCUGCCCUCAACAGUCUGCUUCAGCAGACAGCUACUACAGACAAGUCUGCCCUCAGAUCCUGGAGCUGUUGCACUUAAAGGACAAGCUAACAGCCCAGCAGUUCCAGCUCGUGGCCACCAGGGCGGUGCUCUCUAUGGUGCAGGAGAAACCCAGUUUUGCUCAGGAAUACCUGCUCGCUCCUCUGCUCGCACCGCUCCAUCGCUGCACUACAGCCUCUGAUGAUGGUUGUUCUCAGACAGCUGUGGAGGAGUGGGAGCUGACUCGAUGUGUUGAGGAUGUCUAUAAAAUCUGGGUGGUUGGAAACAGUCCAUUAGCUUCUCUCCAAAAAUCCUUGAAAGAAGUUCUUCCUGUGAUCUUCACGCUCUUCUGUUUCACCAAGCAGAACAUCUCACACCUGCGUGCCACCUGUCAGGAGAUUUUGCUGUGGUUCCUGAGUCACACUGAUCCGUCUGUGGCUCUACCCGCUCUGAGGCAGCUCUCCGGUCUCCAGGUAGAGAAGAAGAACGAGAUAGCAGCAAGCUUCAGCUUCAGCCCGGGCAGUGAUGGGGGAGUGAAACUCUGCUCCAGAGAGGGCUGCAGUGACGAAGAUGAUGCUCUGUAUGAGAAACUGUCAGGAGAGCAGUGGAGGCUGGAGUGUUUGAUGCAGCUGUUGGCUGAACUCAAAGACUCCGACCUUCCUGGAGACUUUUUCCUGGCCCUGCUACAGGAGCUGACCAGCUGGGCAGCUGCAGAGGAUGAAGAGCACAAGGAUGAAGAGGAGUUGGACGUGUCGGCCAUGACACUCUUAGAGGUGGAGCAGCAGCUGCUGGGUCGGGCUGAGAGACGAGAACAGAGACUGGCUUUGCUGCAGGUGUUAGCUAUGAUGGUUGAGUCUCUACAGCAUACUGUGCUGCUUAGAAAAAACACUCAGGUUGUGAACUUCCUUGUGUCUCUGCUUCAGAGAGCCUGUGUGGGUCUAGAUCACACCCCUGGUUCAGGUCUUGAUAAUCCAGUGGAGAGUGAGACUCUGAGCAUGGGGAUUGGCUUGGUGGCCACUCUGCUGUCAGGACCUCAGCUGAGUGCAGAGGAUUACUGCUCCAUGUCCAGGCUGCUCUCGCCACUCGAGACUCUCUCUCAGAAGCAUCCAGAAGUCUUCAUCCAGGAGCUGGCAUCCAACCUCAGAACUGUCAUUGCCACACAUGGAGCCUACAGGCCAGAAAACCUCACCACUGCUGCUCAACCCUCCAGAAACCCUGAAACAACAGCAAAGAAAAACAGUGCUCCUUGUAGGAAAAAGCAAAAGAUCACACCUGAAGCAAAGAGCUCAGAGACUAGACCUACAUCCUCUCCCACAGACCGUAAAUCACAAAGCAGCACCCAAAUAAGACCUCCACUGUCACCCGUAGGGUCUACAGCAGCAAAAGGAAGUCAAGGGAAGACUUCUUCCACCAGUGAACCACAGCCCCCGACCAAAACCUUCUCUGAAUGCAUGUUAGAGGCGUGUGACCCUGAUGUUCCCACAAGAGCGUUCGCCCUGAGAGUCUUGACACAGAUGGUGCAAAAUAAAAUCCCAGAGGCUAUCCAGAACCAGGAGAAAGUUCUCACGCUGUACUUAGAAAACUUGGAGCAUGAAGACUCAUUUGUUUACCUGUCAGCCAUCCAAGGUCUGUUUGUCUUGGCUGAUUCAUACCCUGAGAGGAUCUUGGAGAGACUCUUUAAAGACUUCCAGCAUGGUCCCUCUCUCCCCACAUCCAAAAAGGACCACUCCCUGGAGACUCGCCUCAAAGUGGGAGAAGUCCUGAUGAGAGCAAGCAGGGCGAUGGGGGACCUUGCACCCCAUCUUGGCCGUCCUCUGGUUGGUGUUUUCCUGCAGGGAACUAGGGAUCCAGACCAAAGUGUGCGGGCCAGCAGUCUGUCCAACCUGGGGGAGCUUUGUCAGAGACUGGAUUAUUCUCUGGGAACACUGGCACAAGAGCUGAGCUCCUGUUUGACGGCUCUGAUCAAGACAGAAAAAGAGGCAGAGGUGAGAAGAGCUGCGGUCCACGUUAUCACCCUGCUGCUUCGAGGCCUCAGUGACAAAACCACCCAGGUUCUCAGAGAUGUUCUCUUAGACCUGUAUCGGGCUCUGAAGUGGGUGGUCCGCUCAGACCUGGAUGAAGUGGCAGUGCUCCACGCCCAGCUGGCUCUGGAGGAGCUUGACGAUGUCAUGAAGAGGUUCAUCUUCCCUGAGCAGAAGCUGGAGAAGAAGAUUGUAGUGCUGCCAUAGACUUCAAAGUUCACUUAAGCUGGGACUUUGUAGUUUGGAUUUUAUAAAGGUGCCUUUUCUUGCAGAUAGUUUCACACUAACAUUUUUUCAGCCAAGAGACGUCAGAGCUAUAAACGGUCACCGAGAGGUCGCAGCUAAAACCUGAUGGCAGCCUCACCAAGUCUUUCCUCAGUAGAAAAAUUGAUCCUACACCCUUCUGAUCUUUGGUUUGACAUUUCACCUCCCAAUAAAUUUUCGGACCCAU